AUGGUACGGCCCAAUGGAGCGAGGGAACCACCCCUACUAUUCAUCGAGAUGCCAGUCCCAUUUCUGCUCAACUUCCUCCUUCCUCCGGUGUAUCCAGCGGAUUACCAAGACGAUGGCGUUUUGAGAGUUCGAAGGGGGAAGGCAUUGAUUUUCAAUGUGGAGAAGUUUGCCGAACACCGUAAGAUCCCCGAACGACAGGGUUCAGAACACGAUGUGGCUCGUCUCCAAGAAGUGUUGGGAAGUCUCCAGCUCACGCCCAUCAUCCAUAGAAACAAAACGCGUCAGGAGGUCGACAAUAUCCUAGAAGACGCUUCGAGAGAUCCGGACCUCGCGCAAGAUGAUUGUUUGGUGGUGGUGUUCAUGAGUCAUGGAGGGAGACACGGGAUGCUGGAGGCGGUAGAUAGAACUCUCUUAUUGCAGGAAUUGUGGGAAUGCUUCAUCCCCAACAGAUGUCCUUUGUUGUGGGGGAAACCCAAGCUCUUCUUCGUGCAGGCUUGCGAGGGGUAUGAAGCAAUGGCAGCAGCUGGACCGACAACUCAGUCGAGCGGGACCUCCCCGCCGAUAUCCACUGACAUCAUCGGGGAAGACAACACCAUACCCAGCCACGCGGAUUUCCUCAUAUCGAAAGCAUCUGUCCCAGAUUGGUACUCAAUUCAAGUUUUCUGGAAAGAACUCCAGCGAAUUCAAAUGGAUUUCUGA
Molecule: messenger RNA, 699 nt
Organism: Darwinula stevensoni
Lineage: Eukaryota; Metazoa; Arthropoda; Ostracoda; Podocopida; Darwinulidae
Source: the annotation of a GenBank genome assembly